GACCAGCUGCUAUAGACAAUUAAAAAACAAUAUCUGUACACAAAAAUUUCCAGCGCGUGGUUUGCCUUUAAAAAUAAUUAUUACCAAAAAAUUGUUUUAUUCGUUUAUAGCAGCUGGUCAACUCCAGAUUGUGAGUUAAAUUCUUGUAUGCACGGGACUAGAUGUAUAACCUCGCUAUAAGUUUUAGGAGACCCGAUAACGUACACAUGGCAGCCUGCUUAUAGUUGCCUGUAUUCCUUUCUGGAAUGUUGCUGGGGUGUGUGGGCUCAGUGCUCACUGGGGACGGCCAGUAAAUGCCACGACUAUUCUCUAGUACCCGUGUGAGAGGGCCAGUGGGCUGGAGUUACUAGCAAGUUCCUAUUCUUGGUGAGAAGAAAAGAAGGGUCUGACACAGCAGCAAACACUGCAUCACCUCUGUGCCUUUUGUUCUGCCCGUGUCACAGGCAGUGUGGGCCCCGGAGCUGCUGAUCUGCUGGAAACACACGGAACACCUCACUUUAUAGGUUAGAAAUGUAGAUCCCGGGGUCCCAUGACCUGUACAGUGAAUAUGCUGAAGAUCAGUAACAGUUUAGCACUGGAUCCCCGAGGAAGAAGAUAUGGGGGGUGGAUAUGACCUUGAGCUCUUCACUAAGACUCCUGACUACGACCUCCUUUGCUCCAUCUGCCAUGGGGUGAUGAGGUGCCCCGUCAUGAUAUCCUGCGGCCAUAUCUUUUGCCGGAACUGUAUAAUGCAGUGGCUGAAGAGGCGAUGCACAUGCCCCUGCUGCAGGACCAAGGUGAGGGGCAAACCCUACGUCCUGAUGCACAAGCUGAAGAGGAAGAUCAACCGGCUGGAUGUGAAGUGUCCCAAUGAGCAACAUGGCUGCCCUGUACAUUUUGCCCUUGUCCAUUGCCAGGAGCAUGCAGAAUACUGCGCCUUUGGAGCAGUACCUUGUUCUAAUGAAGGCUGCCCUGCUGAGGUGUUACGUAAGGACAUGUACGACCACAGCCAUAACUGCCGGUACUGGAGGCAAAACUGCCAUAUGGGCUGUGAAACCCUACUUGACUCAGAGACCCGCCAGACCCACAACUGCUAUCAGGAGCUGAAGGAGGACUACGCCAGGCAACUCCACAAGCUACAGCAGAAGGCCCAACGCAUGGAGACCAUCUGUAGCCAGAUCAGCCGCCAGUUGCAGAUGAUGAAUGAACCUGCACAACCAGCUGCUGACACUGGCGAAACAAUAUAAAAAACA
Molecule: messenger RNA, 1232 nt
Organism: Xenopus laevis (African clawed frog)
Lineage: Eukaryota; Metazoa; Chordata; Amphibia; Anura; Pipidae
Gene: rnf151.S
Product: ring finger protein 151 S homeolog
Exons: 4
Coding region: 597-1226 (209 amino acids)
Biological process (GO): protein ubiquitination
Molecular function (GO): zinc ion binding; ubiquitin-protein transferase activity
Source: RefSeq, a predicted model, not a curated record